Phytophthora sojae is the source of this 198-nucleotide messenger RNA. RefSeq lists its product as hypothetical. The transcript has a single exon. The record is from RefSeq and is a predicted model, not a curated record. Gene Ontology annotation, molecular function: protein dimerization activity. The annotation marks the transcript as partial. NCBI's taxonomy places the organism in Eukaryota, Oomycota, Peronosporomycetes, Peronosporales, Peronosporaceae.
AACCCCUUCUGGUGGUGGAAGGUGAAUGGAGACAACUAUCCAAACCUUCGUAAGCUCGCGCGAAAGUGGCUGGGGGCUGUAGCUACCAGCGUUCCUUCGGAGCGCGCAUUUUCAACAAGCGGGAAUAUCAUCACCGUGAAGCGUAGCUCGUUGAAGCCGACUAUGGUACGUGAUCUAGUUUUUAUGGCUGAAAACUGG